CACCUUCACAUCGAUCUCCUCUCUUUAGCAUGGCAUAUACGUAUGAGGCCUUUGAGAACUUCUGAAUCAGCCUAGGAGUUAAGGCAGGGGUGACCGUAGAAGCAAGCAAAAUGAACAGUAAACUGCGUACAGCGAUUGUAACUCUCUGCGUCUUCCUAAGCUUGCACCUUCAAAACGUGUUCUCAGAUGGCGUGAACGUCAAUCCGUCGAGCUACCUUGCACCUCAGGUGAAGGUGCCGAACUACCACGUGAACGACAUUUGGAAGGCGCAUACGCACUUGCCGAACUACCCGGAAAUCGAGGCCGCUGCUAGGGACACUUUCGUCGCCCUCCCGUCGAGCUAUGACACAAAAUAUCGGAACCCCUGCUGGACACAAGAUGGCACGUUCAAGUGCUUACCGUAUUUCCAAAUACUGGGAGUUUCCAAAUGCGGGACAACCGACCUGUAUAACCGCCUCACGGAACACCCCGAUAUGAUUGACUGCUCUUGGAAGAGGUCGCACAUUGGUGAAGCGAAUCAACUCCACGCUGUCCGAAUACCUAUCAAGUUCCUUGCUGCGGACACCGUUAUUCCGCUUCUAUUCCUACCACCACCGUACAGCGGGCCCCGUGUUCACCUCAUGCGACACAGGAGGCCCUUCAAUCAGGAGCUUUCGAGGGCGUUUGGGAACGACCCGCGGUGGUUAUGGGGGUACUGA
Molecule: messenger RNA, 698 nt
Organism: Volvox carteri f. nagariensis
Lineage: Eukaryota; Viridiplantae; Chlorophyta; Chlorophyceae; Chlamydomonadales; Volvocaceae
Exons: 6
Coding region: 111-698 (195 amino acids)
Biological process (GO): hexose biosynthetic process
Molecular function (GO): N-acetylgalactosamine 4-sulfate 6-O-sulfotransferase activity
Source: RefSeq, a predicted model, not a curated record